Triplophysa rosa is the source of this 1993-nucleotide messenger RNA. RefSeq names its product pyridine nucleotide-disulphide oxidoreductase domain 1 (gene pyroxd1). The record is from RefSeq and is a predicted model, not a curated record. Lineage: Eukaryota; Metazoa; Chordata; Actinopteri; Cypriniformes; Nemacheilidae. Gene Ontology annotation, molecular function: flavin adenine dinucleotide binding; oxidoreductase activity. The transcript is spliced from 12 exons. The coding region runs from base 201 to 1655 and encodes 484 amino acids.
UAAACACGGAAGUCUACGGUUCAAUCUUAAAAUAGUCGCAAUAAGCUUCGUCAAGCGUUGUUUAUCAGUGUUUUCUCUGGUCAGUUUGAAUGUGUAUGUCUAACACAGCAAUCGUCUAUAAAACGACGAACAGCGUUGUCGUUCAGGCUUAAAUAAAGUUCGUAAUAACACAAGAAGCUUAAACCAUGUGCUAAAGUUUAAUGGCUUCAGAUAGAGACCCAUUUGUGAUCGUAGGUGGGGGGAUCGCAGGAGUAACUUGUGCAGAACAGCUCGCAUCGCAGUUCCCAUCUGAAGAGGUUUAUCUUCUGACAGCCUCCCCAUUAGUUAAGACGGUUACAAAUUUCAAGCAGGUUUCAAAGACCUUGGAGGAAUUCAAUGUAGAGGAACAGCCAUCCAGUGUUUUAGAAGGAAAAUAUCCCAAUCUGAAAGUCAUACAGUCUACAGUCAAACUGCUGCAAGUUAAGCAACAUCUUGUGCAGACAGAGAAUGGCCAGACGUUCCACUACAAAAAGUUGUGCCUCUGCAGCGGGGCCAGACCCAAGCUUCUUACCCAGGACAACCCACAUGUUCUGGGCAUACGAGACACAGACAGUGCUCAGGAGUUUCAAAAGCGCUUAUCAAAGGCAAAAAGGAUUGUUGUGGUUGGAAAUGGAGGAAUCGCUUUAGAAUUGGUAUAUGAAAUUGAAGGUUGUGAGGUGAUUUGGGCUAUAAAGGACAAAGCCAUAGGAAACACAUUCUUUGAUGCAGGAGCUGCCCAAUUUCUCAUUCCCUCGCUGGAACCUGACAAAAAAGACAGAUCGUUGCCCUGCAAAAGAGCACGUUACACUACUGACAAGACAGGAGCAGGCCAGAGUGGGGUGUCAGGAGAGCUUGGCAGCGCCCUGGGCCCAGAUUGGCAUGAGGGAGUUGAACUGAGAGGAGCAGAGAAGAGUUCCAGUCGCACCCAUAUGGAAUAUGAGUGUGAAGUUGAGAAAAUCUACACACAGCAAGACUUCUUCAUGUCUGAUCUCAACAAAGAGAAUUCUAAACUAGGAAUGUGGCCAGUUUACGUUCAGCUAACCAAUGGGAUGGCUUACGGCUGUGAUUUCAUUGUCAGUGCAACAGGGGUGGUGCCAAACACUGAUCCUUUUCUCUGUGGCAACAAUUUUGAGCUGGCAGCAGAUCAUGGACUUAAAGUAGAUGAUCACAUGCGGACAUCUGAACAGGACGUGUACGCAGCGGGUGAAGUGUGUACCAUAGGCUGGGAGCCCAGUCCUCUUUGGCAACAGAUGCGCUUGUGGACUCAGGCACGUCAGAUGGGCUGGUACGCAGCACGUUGUAUGGCAGCAGAAGUGCUAGAGGAGUCUAUAGAUUUGGACUUUUGCUUUGAGCUCUUCUCACACAUCACCAAGUUCUUUAACUACAAGGUGGUUUUGCUGGGAAAGUUUAAUGCACAGGGAUUGGGUCAGGAUCAUGAGCUUCUUGUGCGCUGUACUAAAGGUCGGGAGUAUGUGAAGGUGGUUCUGUCUGGGGGCCGAAUGCUUGGGGCCGUCCUAAUCGGAGAUUCUGAUCUUGAAGAAACCUUUGAGAAUCUCAUUCUCAACCAAAUGGACUUGUCCCGAUAUGGUGAAGAGCUGCUUAACCCUAAUAUUGACAUUGAAGACUACUUCGACUGAAUAUUUGUGGCUAGCCAGUCCUAUUACCUUAAAAUCAUAAAUAUCUUUAUUUAAACACCCCCAAAUGUACAAAACAAACUGAAAUUAUUAUAUUCUAUUUUUUAUUGGAAUUUAUUAAUUGAUAUGUUUGAUUUGAUCCUUAAUUUGGAUGUGUUGUUUUCUCACAUCAUGAGUCAAAUCAUUCUUUUGGUAUCAUUACUGAAGCAAUGAACUCAUUAUCAAUAAGACAUCUUAUGGUUUUGGGUUUGACCUCCAACGCUCAUAAUUUCUCACUUGCUGUUUAACUUCAUUAUUCUGUGAUUUGGCUGGUCAUGUAAAUAAAAGGUGUUCAUAAUAAC